Molecule: messenger RNA, 1970 nt
Organism: Budorcas taxicolor (takin)
Lineage: Eukaryota; Metazoa; Chordata; Mammalia; Artiodactyla; Bovidae
Gene: FAM220A
Product: family with sequence similarity 220 member A
Exons: 2
Coding region: 215-982 (255 amino acids)
Biological process (GO): protein dephosphorylation; negative regulation of transcription by RNA polymerase II
Cellular component (GO): nucleus
Molecular function (GO): STAT family protein binding
Source: RefSeq, a predicted model, not a curated record
CCGCCCGCUCUUAUGGGGUCUUCUGCAAGGGGCUGACCCGCACGCUGCUCAUCUUCUUCGACCUGGCCUGGCGCUUGCGCAUCAACUUCCCCUACCUGUACAUCGUGGCUUCCAUGAUGCUCAACGUCCGUCUGCAGGUUCAUAUUGAGAUCCACUGAAGACCUUCUGUGGACUGACGGGCGUGUCCUGGGGCUCAGGGUGUCAGAGACACAGCAUGAGGGACAGACGCAGGCCUCUCUGCACCCGCCUUGCGGAGGAGCAGGGAGCGGGUGCCGCCUCGGACAGAGCCUCAUGCAGAGAACUGUGGAGCGAGAGAAGGCAGGAGGCGAGCCCUGGCCCAGCAGAUGCCGCUUCCUGGGCGAGGAGGCCUGCGGUCGAUGCCCAGGGAGAUCCAGGAAAGGAAGAGUCAUCACGGGAAACAAAGCGUGACCCGCGUGGCGCCAGCCCCUCGCCUCGCAGUGGCCUCGAAGCGCUUCCACGGUGGCAAGCAGCAGUACGGAGAAACUCGGCCUCAGCGGCUGCGCAGAGCAACCCUGCGGGUCUGCCCUCGGCUCCUGCAGGGGAGCGGAGUGCGGGGCUGGCCCGCGGCGUCGGGGAGGCUCUGGGCACGGACUGGCCGCGGGCAGUGCUCAGGCCCCCUGGCGGCCACAGAGGAUGGAGCCUUGGCAGAGAGCCCCGGGGGUCAGGACUGCUGGGCUGGCAGAGAGGGUCCGCAGAGGGGGUUUCUGAGUUUGACCCGCCCCGUGCUCUCCUGGAGAAGCUGGACUCUGCGCUGGCACUCUCUUGCCUGCGAUCCAUCCCGCUGCAUGCUCAUCCCCUAAUAUUCUUGAAUGAUGAGACGAAAAGUGCUUUCCCUGGCCGUUCAGAGCCCAUGUUUUCAGAGCCAAGAGUAGAAUACAAGAAAAUUAUUUCAUGGGAAAAAAGUACCUCAGAUGAUCUGCAGAUAACUGUGGCGUCACUGGCUGCACAAGCUUUUGAAUGAGCAAAUCUGUUCUGCCGUGGUUAAGGUACAGGCAGACCAAUAAAAAUAGUGAGACUAAGCGCUGUCCUUGAAUGCUUUCUUUUGUGUAAACUCUGGACGCACAUGGCGCGGCAGUGAAGCUCCGGCUUUGAUUUGUGUGACCAGACAGACUUAAAGUCAGUGGAACUUGAACCCACAGAAAGCUGGUUGAUACGGAAGGCAGUCUCUGUACUUGAAAGACAUUUAGGCUUGGGAAGCCAUGUCAAGGAGGUUAUUGACAUUACCUUACACAGCUAUCAGAUGAGAAUCGAAAGGUGUAACAGCAAGCUUUGAGUUUACCUUCAGCACCAUCUGGCAGGGCCGCCGUCCCAGGCACUCCCUCUCCAGCCUGUUCUCUGACCAUCUGACGAGAGUAGAUAUUUGUAAAAAUCAACCCUGCUGGGCUUGGUCUGAGCCAAGCCAAGUUGAUGGUAAGCUGUUGUCAUUUCUGCGUUUUGUAGAAUAAUUUGAGCAAAAGCUGAUAUCUUUUCUCACACCCCUUUCCUUCCACUUGACAUGCAUUUUACAUGGAGGCCCUACGGUGAAAGUUGCAAUAUUGACAUUACCUUUAGAUAACCCUUCCUCAAACUAGGAACCCUAGCAGUGUUAACCCAAAAUAAAAAAUGAGCUUGAGCCUGUCUGCCGGAGCGCAGUCAUAGAGGGGAAAAAAACAAAAAGCAAGUAUUUCCCCUUACGGAAGGUGGCCAGCUCCUAGGAGUUGAGGUGUCUCCUGCACUAACCUUUUUCUGCGCUGACCCCUUUUGUCGUGUGCUGGUAAUUCGAUGAAACGCCCUGAAGAGCAGUUUUUAAGGAGACCAAAGGAAGACGCCCCAUUUCCGGAGGUAUUGAUUGCAUUUAUCAGUUUAUAUCGCGUGCUAAAUUACCAUGCCGUGUGCUAUUUUAGUGUCCUGGGGAAAUGAAAAAUAAAACCUGUUCUUUAGCAUAAUAAAUGUCUUAUUUUACGUGUGUA